GGGGUCUGGGUAUAACCCAAUGAACGAGACUCCAGCUAGCAAUUCCCAGACACAUCAGCAUACAGACACUAGUGAUGUUCUUCCCUCAGCCCCUGUACAAGAUCAUACUUCUGGAUCCAACUCUCGACUUAGGAGAAAGAAGUCAAGCCCUGCUGUGUGUCAGACCAUUAAUGGCAACAGUAACUUCCAGGCCAGUCCACCUGAUUCCUCCACCACUUCCCUGAAAAAGAAGGCUGACAGAGAGCCUGCUCAAGAGAAGCAAGCCCCCGGGGAACCAGUAUCUAGACCCAGGCCGCUUUCCCUUAGAAGCAAACCUCACUCCUGGGGUCUUCUAAAGAACCGCAAUAAGAGCUAUUCUCUCGGGCACUACUCUGGGGGGAAGAGUGCCCAAAACCUGGACAUGGUCCUCCCCUCAGAGGUCAAAAUGGGCUGCUCUUUGCUGGAUAUGGACACAGAGGGUCAAAAACGAGACUGCACAGUUCCCCUCUGUCGAAUACAGAGCUCACCAAGUAGACUAUCUGUCUUUGCACUGGAGAAUGAGUUUUUAUCCUGAAAUAAGCUGCAUCUGGAACAAUCUUACGUUUGUCUUGAAUCUGUAUGUUCAACAUGACAUGAAGUUGUUUUUUUCCCCCAAGAUUAACAUCAUGGCCUUUGAUCAUUAUUUGAGCCAAUGCUGCUGGAGAUAUUCUGUGGUACUUGUUUUAUUUAUAUGCUGUUUACUUUGGUUUGUAAUUUAAUAUGAAGUGAAUGAUCGGCAUUCCACUGAAUUUACAGUUAGAAUUGCUGGUUUGUAGUUUUUACAAAGUGACUUGAUUCGUAAACCUGAUCAGCAAGAUCUCGGAGUCUUGUUAGAAGCUACUGAUUUUAAAGUGUUCAGGCAUUUUUGUUAUUUGAUUUCAUAUCACGUAAUGUCAUAUGAAUGGCAUAAACGGGGCCCACAGUGUUUAUAUAAAUGAUAAUAAUUGUACAGAUGAAGUGGAAUAGCUAAUUUAGCUAACAGAACUUGUUUGCUAGCUCAAACAGUCCUUUCAAGUUCCCUACAUACAGUAGUUCAUUAUUUUUCCUGUACAAAUGCAUUACAUUUUCAUGGUUUUGUCUUUUAUGAUUCCUGGUGGUCAGCAUGAUUUCUUUCUGAUCAUUUUUUUCGAAUAUUUUUCCUAAAGUUAUAUUGGAUAGCCUACUCCUGGAUUCUCUCCUUUUAUAGCUUUAAGUCAGAUUAAUUUGAUCUAAUUAUGUCUUUCAGAAGUGUACAUGCCUAUAGCUUUUUAGUUUGCAUAACUCAAAUAAAAAGCUAUAUAUAGAUGUUUAAUCACGCUGCCAAAUAGUGAUAAAUUAAUUAGCUUUAUUGUUAGUGUCUAUCAAUAUUGCUAUUAUUUUACUAAUCAUUCCAGUCUAUACAAACUCUAAAAAAUAUAUUUAACUAAUAAAUUUAAGUACCAGGAUGCUACUUAAAAACUGAU
This is a messenger RNA of Carassius auratus (goldfish), 1460 nucleotides long. RefSeq names its product mitogen-activated protein kinase kinase kinase 9-like. The coding region runs from base 20 to 553 and encodes 177 amino acids. Lineage: Eukaryota; Metazoa; Chordata; Actinopteri; Cypriniformes; Cyprinidae. The transcript has 2 exons. The record is from RefSeq and is a predicted model, not a curated record.